This is a messenger RNA of Orussus abietinus, 1273 nucleotides long. RefSeq lists its product as uncharacterized. The transcript is spliced from 3 exons. The coding region runs from base 664 to 1125 and encodes 153 amino acids. Lineage: Eukaryota; Metazoa; Arthropoda; Insecta; Hymenoptera; Orussidae. The record is from RefSeq and is a predicted model, not a curated record.
UUCGAAAUCGUCGUCCUUCAGAUGUUCGUGAGCGGGUCCUGCGGGGUCCUGCUCUUCCUCGUCGCUUCCGGAGGAACGAUGUCGGUCCAGAUUCGCGCAGCCUCCGAGAAGAGCGACCUCCUGAUCGUGACCUCGCUCUUCAGCUUCCUCGGCGCCCUUGUCCACCUGCUGGACGUCUUCUUGAUCCUCUUUUUCGGCUACUGAUCGAUUGCCGAUCCUCGAGAGGUCGACGCCUCGAGGCCAACUUCAGGGCGAGGUAACCUUCUUCUUCGAAAUUCCCCGCGGAAGGCCCCGAGGAUGCCCCUGAGAUCGCCGAUCGUCCCUGGGAUCUCUUCUGGUCGGGAAGGAAAUGAUCGAUUCAAAGAGUGAACACCUCUGAGGUCAGUCGCGGCCUUGGAAAUCCGAUUCCUGGGGGAGGAAGGACCGCAUCGAGGUAACCUUCUCCUUCCUCGAAGAAGUAGAAAUCCCGGAAGAAAUCGGUCAGUUAAAAAAUCCCGGAAGAAAUCGGUCAGUUAAAAAAUCGUGGAAGAAAUCGGUCAGUUAAAAAAUCCCGGAAGAAAUCCGUCAUUUAAAAAAUCCCAGAGAUUCUUCGCCAGCUCCCUGACCUCCAGGUGAAAUCUCGAGGAAGUUUCCCGUUUUCGAGUUUCGAAAGUCCGCUCCAAAAUGAUGGGCCCAGCUUGUGGUCUGGGGGGAGGGUGCCCAGCACCCACGACGGGCGUCUGCGACGAGGCCUGCACCCUGCCCAUGGCCAAGCCCAUCAGGAUAUUCCAAUUCCUGUUCGUCACCGCGCUCUUCGCCCUGACCAUCUACACGAUCUCGAGGAACUCCCCGUACCAACAGGUGGAAGGGAUCCUCUUGACGGUCCUCUUUGGCAGCUUCCUCUUCAUCGCCCUCAUCGACAUCAUCAGUCAGUUUGGAGGAGACCCGAUUCCGGACACCCCGAUGUUCCUAUUCGGGGUGGUCGGCACGCUGCUCUUCCUCAUGGCAGCUGGAGGCAUUUUCUUCAUCAGCAGGAGAGAAGAGGUCGAGGAUGUCUGGAGGCUCACCGUGUCGACGGUCCUGGCUGCUGCGUGCUCUCUUCUCUUCCUCCUGGACGUCCUCUUGAUAUUCCUCUACGGAUAUUAAGGAAGGAACGAGAACUGCAAAAUUUUCAUCUUUAGCCCAUCAGCUUGUUGUAUCUCCUCACCUUGUAUAUACAAUACAACGUCCUUGUCUAUGAUUUUUAGAGUGAGAGUAUUUUUUUCUUCUCUUCUGUUCCUCCUGGACGUCCUUU